AAUCUUUCAUUUCUUCACAUUAACGCUUUCAUCGGAAGAUCUCGCCGGAAAAACCUUCUCUCAAACCAGAUCUCUUACGAUUCCAAGCUCAAUCUCACCUUUUUCUUUGUUGUGCUGCUUUUCACUUUCUUCGAGACGAAUUUAGCGUUGUUGUUGAGAUUUGAAACCGUGGCUUAAGCCGGAGGAAGAAGAAGAAGAUGGAAGCUAACGGGAUUGAGAAUUUGCCGAAUCAGAAUCCGAAUCUGGAAAGAGAGUUUAUUAGGAGACAUCAUAAUCAUGAGCUUGUUGAGAAUCAGUGUAGCUCUACGCUUGUUAAACAUAUCAAAGCUCCUGUUCAUAUUGUGUGGUCACUUGUGAGAAGAUUUGAUCAGCCACAGAAGUAUAAACCAUUUAUUAGUAGGUGUGUGGUGAAAGGAAACAUGGAGAUUGGUACAGUAAGAGAAGUUGAUGUCAAAUCAGGUUUACCAGCUACUAGAAGCACUGAGAGAUUGGAGUUACUUGAUGACAAUGAGCAUAUUCUCAGUAUCAGAAUCGUUGGUGGUGAUCACAGACUUAAGAACUAUUCUUCAAUCAUUUCUCUUCACCCUGAGACUAUAGAAGGAAGAAUAGGGACACUUGUGAUUGAGUCAUUUGUGGUUGAUGUACCAGAAGGAAACACAAAGGAUGAGACUUGUUACUUUGUUGAAGCUUUAAUCAAAUGCAAUCUUAAAUCUUUAGCUGAUAUCUCUGAACGUCUUGCGGUUCAAGACACGACAACAGAAUCGAGAGUCUAAAGAUCCAAAGAGUAAGAAACUAUUGCAUCAGAG
Messenger RNA from Arabidopsis arenosa, 806 nucleotides. The record is from the annotation of a GenBank genome assembly. NCBI's taxonomy places the organism in Eukaryota, Viridiplantae, Streptophyta, Magnoliopsida, Brassicales, Brassicaceae.